AUGGAGAAGGCGGCAGGGGAGAGCGCACACUUGCUGGACAAGCCGGCGGCAGCCACGGGCAGCGCCGGCCUCUCCUCUGCCGGCGCCGUCUUCAUCAUGCUCAAGUCGGCCCUUGGCGCGGGGCUGCUCAACUUCCCCUGGGCAUUCAACAAAGCGGGCGGCAUCAUGCCCGCCGUGCUCGUGGAGCUGGGCUCCUUGGUGUUCCUGGUGAGCGGGCUGGCGGUGCUGGGCUACGCGUCGUCCCUCAGCACGCAGCCCACCUACCAGGGCGUCAUCCGUGAGGUGUGCGGCAGCGCCGCGGGGAAGCUCUGCGAGCUCUGCUUCAUCCUCAACCUCUUCAUGAUCUCCGUGGCCUUCCUGCGCGUCGUGGGGGACCAGCUGGAGAAACUGUGCGACUCCUUGUACCCCAACGGCACGCUGGGCGCGCAGGGCCCCGCGCCGCCCCACUGGUACGUGGACCAGCGYUUCACCCUCUCGGCGCUCUGCGUCCUGGUCAUCCUCCCUCUCUCCGUGCCCAAGGAGAUCGGCUUCCAGAAGUACUCCAGCAUCCUGGGCACGUUGGCCGCCUGCUACCUCACCGUGGUCAUCGUCRUAAAGUACUACCUGCAAGCGGAGAGCCCCGGCUUGCGCCAGCCCCCCCAGGCCUCCAGGACUCCCUCCUGGGCCUCCAUGUUCAGUGUCAUCCCCACCAUCUGCUUCGGAUUUCAGUGCCACGAGGCCUGCGUGGCCAUCUACAGCAGCAUGCGCAACCGGAACUUCUCCCACUGGGUGGCUGUCUCCGUGCUCUCCAUGCUCAUCUGUCUGCUCAUUUACACCCUCACAGGGCUCUAUGGCUACCUGACCUUUGGGGAGGACGUGGCCGCUGACAUCCUCAUGUCCUACCCGGGGAAUGAUGCUGUUGUCAUCGUCGCCCGCCUGCUCUUUGGCAUCUCCAUCGUGACCAUCUACCCUAUCGUUGUGCUGCUGGGCAGGUCUGUUGUUCGUGACAUGUGUGUGAAGCCCAAGCGUGGGACCAUGCCGGUGGCUGCGGCGUCCGAGCGGCGGACCAGGGUGGCGCUGACUGUCUCGUGGAUUGCGGCAACGCUCGUCAUCGCCUUAUUCGUGCCGGAUAUCGGCAAGGUCAUCGGGCUCAUUGGCGGCAUCAGCGCCUUCUUCAUCUUCAUCUUCCCAGGGCUGUGCUUGGUGUGCAUGAUGGGAACCGAAGCCAUUGGGCCACGGAAGAGGGCCGCGCUCGUCGCCUGGGGCGUCCUCUCGGUGCUGUGCGGCGCCUUCGUCUGCGGGCAGAGCACGGCCAGCGCCGCCAUGGAGCUGCUGCACCGCGCGUAG
Molecule: messenger RNA, 1326 nt
Organism: Nothoprocta perdicaria
Lineage: Eukaryota; Metazoa; Chordata; Aves; Tinamiformes; Tinamidae
Gene: SLC38A8
Product: solute carrier family 38 member 8
Exons: 10
Coding region: 1-1326 (441 amino acids)
Biological process (GO): amino acid transmembrane transport
Molecular function (GO): amino acid transmembrane transporter activity
Source: RefSeq, a predicted model, not a curated record